Messenger RNA from Chara braunii, 2912 nucleotides. Lineage: Eukaryota; Viridiplantae; Streptophyta; Charophyceae; Charales; Characeae. The record is from the annotation of a GenBank genome assembly.
UGAUUUCUCCACCCAUUUAAUCUCUCCAAGUUCUCCAACCGCUUGCUUUAGGGAAGGAGUCCUAACAACUGCACUGGUAAAUGAGACACUGCUCACAGGAUGAUGGCCGGAGAUGAUAGUAGUGAUGGUAAUGGCGUACAGGAGCUCUACGAUGAAGUUGAGGAUGGGGAUGUCGUUGUUCCUCAGAUGCACUCGGAAGCAGGUAGUCCAAAUAUUUGUUGUACUCAUGUAGACAAUGGUCGGCAUGCCUCCACAGGCUCCACUGUUUUCCUCUUCCCCAAGUGUAUGACAGUCAUACAACUUGCCAAGCAAAAGGCUGUCCUUGCCUGCUUUUGCUUGCUAACGAUGAUGGCUUUGGACUGCUUCAAUACUUGCACCAUCAGUGCUGUGGCGAUGGUUGUCGACAGGGAGGUUAUUCGAUCUCGAGUCGAACCGACAUCCUCCCAUGGGCCCCAGCUUGUUGAACGGCAAGUUUCUCAUGACAGUGCUGAUGACGUAGGGGUAGGUUCACGACCAGAACAGAGAACGGUUAGGGAACAGUCUCUCGGUCUCGGGGUUACCUUCUCAAUACUGAACAAUGCCCUUGUGAAAAGGAGCCAACUUGUGGUGCAUAUUGAGCCCGAAGCCCCUUUCCGUGAUGACCCGAACACUGGGCGUAUCUGUAGUUCGUACAUCUUCAGUAUCCAGGUUUGGGAGGAUGAAGAUGGAGCUGUCUCUCUCUACUAUGGUGUUUCAGAAUCUUGCGACCACGGAAGUGACGGAACAGACAAAGUUGUGCGAAUGUCAGAGCGGAAGGCUGAUAUACGGUCGGUUGGGGAACACUUGAGUAUCGCUGAUGAGCUCAUUACUUACUGGUUCCCCGUUUCUGGACCAGAUGGCCCGAGGGUUUCAUAUCCCGUGUCCUACAACUACACGAACAUCAGCAGGACACCAAUGUACAUGUUCACUCCCUUCGAGAUCUCCGAGCUUGGCUCAUAUGACCCGGAAGGUAAAGUGAAGUCACGAGUUACGGUGGUGUCUACAACCAUGGGUAAUCGCUCAACAGUCCUCACGGAUAGUGGUCAGUUAAUGAGUCUGGCAUCCAAUCCGGCAAGGACGAAACUAUACAUCACCGAUGAGACACCUGUCAGUGCUGUCACACCUCCUAAGAUCCGACUUCUUUCAGCGAACACUACGGAUGACGACACUCUUAUCGAUAACUCGACUAUUUUCAAGAUGGACGACCACUUCACUGAUGAUGCGGGAGUGCGAUCUAUAAGUAGCGUCCACUUCUUGAGGCAGAGCUCUUUCGCAGAUGGAAGUUGCGUCUAUUUUACCGACAGGAAAUUCCCCCGUGUGUGGAGCAUAAUUGCACCGGACGUGCCGAAGGUGAAUCCGACUCACCCGUCGAGGCUGGUGCCUGUCGCUGGGUCUGGAAGAGAAACAACUUUUGAUGGGUCUGUCCCUGACGUGUCAUUUAGGCAGCUUCGCGAUGUCGUGACCACUGCCGAGGGGUGCCAUCUGUUCGUAACGGAGGAUGGUCCUCCAGGUAAUGUUCGCUGGAUCAAGCUCAGCACCCCAUGUGCAAGAGCCGACACAGUGGAGACCAUUUUCAGAAGUGACGCUUCCGGAUUCUGGGGCCUGGCGCUCCAUGAUGAUGGUGUUGACCUCUACUUGUACGUGGGAACAUCAGAUGGUGAUAUCAUCGAGCUUCAACUCAACAGGUCUCUGCUACUUUCCUGUGCAAAUGUCCCUCCUCCCUCAUCCUCACCUCCUCCAGUUUAUAAUCGCAGACACAAUGAUCAUAUGAUUGCCAUAGCUGCUGCAGCCGUGUCGGCCACAAUUCUCUUCUUAUUGCUGUUGAUGGCCAUUGUCGUUGUUUACAUCUGGAGGGGGAAGAAACAGGUGCAGAGCGAGCGGCCGUUAAGGAGCACGGAGUCCCAAGAAACACGUUCAAGUUCGCAUGUAGACGUGGAUAUGAGCGAAGGUCUGCCUGAAGCAUCGAACUGUGGCAGUGGGGAGGAGAUUCAUCCAUCCCAACUGACAUUAUUCAGUUUGCAGGACCUCGAGCAGUGCACAGACAAUUUUAGCAGCAGCCAUAAGGUUGGUGAAACCGGAGCAUUCGGUCGCGUGUACCGGGGUGUGGUGGAUGGGAUGGAGGUGGCGAUGAAAGUCAUGAUCGGAAAACUUACAGACAUGAAGCGAAGGCAGUUUCUUGCAGAAAUCAACACACUUAGCAGGGUCCAUCAUGCCAACCUCAUCCAAUUGAUUGGCUACUGCCAUUCAAGUGAUCGGGCCAUUCUGGUGUACCCUUACUUUCCUGGUGGCAGCUUGCAUGCCAGGUUGCACGAACGAGUGGUGGACGCUAGCACACAGUUGCUAUACGCUCCGCUGACUCUUCUGGAGCGCAUUCGGGUCGCUUCUCAGAUUGCCAAGGGCCUAAGCUACCUACACGAAGAUUUUGGUCUUGCAGCCAUAGGAGAGAUAGUGUUCGGCACCACCCAUGAGGUCUUUGUACAAACCUCUCAUGUUGCCGGUACCUAUGGGUAUAUGUCCCCGGAGUACUUCCUGGAAGGCUUCUUGACUGACCGCAAUGACGUGUAUGCCUUCGGUGUCAUCCGCUUGGAGCUUUUGACUGGAAGAAGGGUUGUCAUGCCGUCCCCUUCUGGGACAGGUGCGGAGACUCUCGUGUCCUGGGUGAAGCGAUUUCUUGGAGACCCCUCCGUGGACUUGCCCCAUGCUAUCUUGGAUGUGGCAUUGUGCAAGGGCUAUCCAAUGGAAGUCAAUUCCUUAGGGGAUGUGGUUGUGAAGAUAACUUAUCUUGCGAUGGAGUGUGUGGAAGAUGAUGACAACUUAUCUUGCGAUGGAGUGUGUGGAAGAUGAUGACAGGCUGAGACCUAGGAUGAGUGGUGUGGUGGGGCGAAUGGAGUCUC